This is a messenger RNA of Andrographis paniculata, 2682 nucleotides long. Its product is annotated as serine/threonine-protein kinase-like protein ACR4. The record is from RefSeq and is a predicted model, not a curated record. Gene Ontology annotation, molecular function: ATP binding; protein kinase activity; protein binding. Lineage: Eukaryota; Viridiplantae; Streptophyta; Magnoliopsida; Lamiales; Acanthaceae. Gene Ontology annotation, biological process: protein phosphorylation. The coding region runs from base 39 to 2492 and encodes 817 amino acids. The transcript has 3 exons.
GUGAGUGAAUCGACCACCGCGACCACCGCCAUUCCGCUAUGAGACCGUCGAAUUGGGGGAGAUUCAUUCUUAAUUACACCGUAAUCGCUGUGUUGUUAGUUUUCAAUCUGAGCUGGGAAGUCGUCAGUUUGGGAUCAAUGUCGACCAUCGCCGUAUCCUACGGCGACAAAGGUCACGCUUCUUGUGUUCUGAGGUCCGAUGGCUCUCGUUCCGUUAGUUGCUACGGUUCGAAUGACGCCAUUGUCAACGCGACGCCGCAUCACCUCACUUUCCUCGGAUUGACAGGCGGCAGUGGCUUUAUCUGCGGACUAAUGGAGGAUUCGAAACACCCCUUCUGCUGGGGCAGUUCGAUGUACAUCCCAAUCGGCUCUCCUCUCGGAAUGACCAUGAAUUCAGAGUACGUAGAAAUCAGCGCUGGAGAUUACCAAUUAUGCGGAUUAAGAAAGCCCUCGGAACGAAAUUCGAACGAAUUGUCUCUAGUUGAUUGUUGGGGCUAUAAUAUGACAAGAAGCUAUACUUUUAAUGGUAAGAUCCUGUCCAUUUCUUCAGGCUCUUUAUUUUGCUGUGGUCUGUUUGCUAACAAUGGUAGCGCUUUCUGCUGGGGAGAUGACCUUACGUCUAAAUUGAUUCCUAAGGCUUUAAGAUUCAGGAAGAUUGCUGCUGGGGGGUACCAUGUUUGUGGGAUUUUGGAAGGUCUGUAUUUCAAAGUUGUUUGUUGGGGGACUUUGGAUGUUGGAGUGAAGCUUCUAGUUAGUCCUGUUAGGCAUACUCCUCUGUCUCCAAUGGCGUCUGUUGUUGGGGGCAAAUUUCAUGCCUGUGGGAUUCGAAUGAACGAUGGAACAGUGGUUUGUUGGGGGUAUAGAAUGGAAGGAAGCACAACUCCUCCUCCGGGUGUUCGUUUUCGAAGAAUUGCUGCUGGUGAUUACUUCACUUGUGGGGAAUUGCCUGCGGCUUCUCUGCCUCCAAUUUGUUGGGGCGACGGCUUUCCUUCUACGCUGCCGGUUCCUGUUGAUCUUCGACACUGUCAUUCAUCGCCUUGUUGGCGUGGUUAUUAUCAGUUUAACAAUGCAAGUACACCCUGCAGGUCCCCUGGUUUCCAUGUCUGUUUGCCUUGUCGUAAUGGCUGCCCUGAUGAAAUGUUUAAGGUUUAUGAAUGCAGUUUGGCGUCCGACAUGGUGUGCGGAUAUAACUGCACUAAAUGCAAAACUAUUGAGUGCUUUUCUAAUUGUUCCAGUCAUGGUUCCGGCAAUACCAGCAUUGGUGAUAGUGAUACCAUAUUUUGGUCGAUAGAUUUGGGAAUCUUCGUAGCUGAGAUAUCUGUAAUUGUCUUGUUGGUAGCUUUGAUCUUGCUGUCGAUGGCGCUCUGCAUUCGAUGCAUGUUAAGGAAGAGAAAACCUAUGCCUGUGUCCAAAACCGAUGGAAAUCAGGCGAACGGGGAUUGUCUGAAGAUUUGGCGGGCUCGGAUGUUUACUUAUGAGGAACUCGACAGAGCCACGGGAGGAUUUAAAGAAGAGUCGAUAGUAGGAAAGGGUAGUUUUUCGAGUGUCUUUAAAGGAGUUCUGAUGGAUGGAACCACAGUCGCUGUUAAAAAGGCUACGGUGUCGCACAACUGCGAUGGCUGGACUUGUUUCAAAAUGGAACUCGAUUUGCUUUCCAGAUUAAACCAUGCUCAUUUGCUCAGAUUGCUCGGUUAUUGUGAAGAAAGAGACGAGAGGCUUCUGGUAUACGAGUUCAUGACGAAUGGCUCAUUGUACCAGCACCUACACGGUCCAACGAAAGAAUCGAAAGAGCAGCUGGAUUGGAUGAAAAGGAUCACCAUUGCAGUGCAAGCAUCUCGCGGGAUCGAAUACCUCCACGGCUACGCUUUCCCUCCUGUGAUCCACAGGGACAUAAAAUCAUCGAACAUUCUUAUAGAUGCAGAAUACAACGCACACGUCGCAGAUUUCGGGCUCUCCUUGCUCGGCCCGACUAACGGCACCUCACCUCUAGCAGAACUCCCCGCCGGGACGUUUGGUUAUCUCGAUCCUGAAUACUAUAAGCUUCAUUACCUCACGACGAAAUCGGAUGUUUAUAGUUUCGGCGUUCUUCUCUUGGAAAUUCUCAGCGGUCGGAAAGCUGUUGAUUUGCGAUGCGAAGAAGGGAACAUUGUUGAAUGGGCAGUCCCUUUGGUAAGAGCUGGAAACGUCGAAGCUGUUUUGGAUCCUGUCCUGGAAUGUCAUCUGGAGAUCGAACCUCUAAAGCGGAUUGCUAAUGUAGCCUGUCGAUGCGUGAGGAUGAGAGGAAGGGAUAGGCCGUCGAUGGACCAAGUGACUACAGCUCUGGAGCUAUCGUUAGCGAUGUUAAUGAGUAGCCCGAGUGACGAGCAAAAUAAUCUUCUGAGUAAGGCUGUUUUGGGAUGUAGAACAUUGCAGUUGAAGCCGGCGUUGGAAAUGGAUAGAAUGGAUCAAGUAGAUGAACCCGCAAACCGUCCAUCUGCCUCGCUCGAUGCAUAAUUCGGACAGUGCACGAAAAGCUACAAUGGUGUGGAUCAUCGAAAUCGAUCAAUAUGGACCGCUCUACGAUUCAACAGCUUAUACCGAGUGCAAAUCCCAACCUGAGAAUGCACUUUACGGUGGAGGGCUGCUCAAGGAUCGACACCCCGUUUUCGAGAAGGAUCUGUUGCUGUUUAAGUUGGAAAACCUC